AUUUCACCAACCUUUUGCCCUUUGUAUAUGUGAACUCUAAUUCCCUGAAUUCUUCGCAAUUGUCAUACUGGAUUAUAGGAAUUAAAGUCCAUACACCUGAGUUGUGUCUGCAUUGCAGAAGAGGUUAUUACAUUUUGCACCUAUUUCUGCUCUUAAUUUUGUGUGGGGCUGAUCUCCAAGCUUUUUGCACGGUAACAUUUUUUUUUAUUUCUGUCUCAUUCUGUACAGGUUGUUCCAGUUGAAGUUUACUUUCCACUGCUUAUUUGUUUAAAAAGUUAUGAGUUGUAAAGCCAGAAGAAAUUUAUCAGAAUGCAGUAUCAUACAACAUCUUGCUUUAAUUUGAUUUUCCUGCUUUCCUGCACUGUGGUAGGACUCCAUCAAGAAAAGUAUCCAAAGAGAAGCUUCUAAUCUAUGAAGGGCCAUGGGCUUUGGGUCUGCCAGCUUUCACCUCUCUUACAAACUCAAGCUAUUGAUGCUCAUUACCCUCUGCGUCUUAUUGAUAGGCUGGGCUACCUCCACUUACCUGGUGGAUAUUUUACACGAAACUCCAGCAGCAAAAGGCAUGAUUGAAAGUUUCAUGAAGCCAACCACUAUUAAGGAGGAACAGAUGGAGAAUUCAAAGAGGAAGGCCAUGCUAAUCGAGAAACUACCCACAGCAAUACCCGCCUGUCCUUUUCUGUCUCCUUAUCUCCGAGGCCCCAGCAAGCUCAUUUUCAGAGCAUCUCUCACUCUGGAAGAACUGCAAAAAGAGAAUCCUUCGGUAGCCAAAGGGCGCCAUAGGCCAAAAGAUUGCACAGCUCAGCAACGAGUGGCUAUAUUAAUUCCACACCGCAAUCGAGAGAAGCAUCUGCUGUACCUGUUGGAGAAUCUUCAUCCAUUCUUGCAGAGACAGCAGCUGGAUUAUGGCCUUUAUGUCAUCCACCAGGCUGGCAAUGCCAAGUUUAACAGAGCAAAACUUCUAAAUGUGGGAUACCUGGAGGCACUGAAAGAAGAGAACUGGGAUUGUUUUAUUUUCCAUGAUGUGGACUUGGUGCCAGAGAACGACUUCAAUAUUUAUGUAUGUGGCAGUCAGCCAAAGCAUUUGGUAGUGGGGAGAAAUAGCACAGGCUACAGGUUGCGUUACCAAGGAUACUUUGGCGGUGUAACUGCUCUGACAAGGGAACAAUUUCUGAAGGUGAAUGGAUUUUCAAACAACUACUGGGGCUGGGGAGGAGAGGACGAUGACCUUCGGAUCAGGGUUGAAAUGCAGAAAAUGAAGAUAAUCCGACCUUCCCCCAGUAUAGCCAAGUAUACUAUGAUCUUUCAUACUAGAGACCAAGGCAAUGAGGCAAAUGGCCAAAGAAUGAAUCUCUUGCGUCAGGUGUCUCGAGUAUGGAAGACCGAUGGGCUAAAUUCAUGCUCCUAUAAACUGCUUUCAAAAGAAUACAAUCUUUUAUAUACAAAUAUUACAGUGGAUUUUGGAAGGCAAACUAAGUUUUCAUAACCAUUUCUUAUGGCUAAUAAAUUUUAUUCAAAUGGACCAAAACAAAGUAAUGACUUGAGCUACAGCAGUGAAAUAUUUCAUUUUCUGUUGGUGGACACUCAACAAGUUUUUUACACAUGGAAAUUUUUUAAAACUGUUAGAUUUGUUAGUUACUCUCUUUUGAGCUAUAAGACAACGUUGAAAUUAAAGACUUUCUUUGGAUAAAAGUAAUCCUUUAUAAAGAAUUCUAUUGAACAUUUUUUUUUGAAAUGAAGAGAUAUAAGAACAAUUCAACUGUUAAUUUUUCAAUGAAACAAGAUUUUUUUUCCAGUCCAACUUUUUAAAAUGUCAUUUUUUCAGUUGAAGAACUGUUCAUCAUAUUCUAAAUGGGGUGGUACAUAAUUUCUUUUUCUUAAACAAGUAAAAAUUAAAAUUUUGAAUAAAAUUUAACCUGUU
This is a messenger RNA of Thamnophis sirtalis, 1918 nucleotides long. The record is from RefSeq and is a predicted model, not a curated record. Lineage: Eukaryota; Metazoa; Chordata; Lepidosauria; Squamata; Natricidae.